Molecule: messenger RNA, 757 nt
Organism: Vicugna pacos (alpaca)
Lineage: Eukaryota; Metazoa; Chordata; Mammalia; Artiodactyla; Camelidae
Gene: GPX6
Product: glutathione peroxidase 6
Biological process (GO): response to oxidative stress
Molecular function (GO): glutathione peroxidase activity
Source: RefSeq, a predicted model, not a curated record
AUGAUCCCGCAGUUCUGGGCCUCCUGUCUUUUCCCACUGUUCCUGGUCGGCUUCGCUCAGCCGACCCCGCAGCAGCAAAAGGUGAAGAUGGAUUGCUAUAAGGGGGUGACAGGCACCAUCUAUGAGUAUGGAGCCCUCACCCUCAAUGGCGAGGAGUAUAUCCAGUUCAAGCAGUACUCGGGCAAACCCGUCCUCUUUGUCAACGUGGCCACCUAUUGAGGCCUGGCAGCUCAGUAUCCUGAACUGAAUGCACUACAGGAGGAGCUGAAGCCUUUUGGUGUAGUUGUGUUGGGGUUUCCCAGCAACCAAUUUGGAAAACAAGAACCAGCCAAGAACUCAGAGAUCCUCUUGGGGCUCAAGUAUGUACGUCCAGGUGGUGGCUUUGUUCCUAAUUUUCAGCUCUUUGAGAAAGGGGAUGUAAACGGAGAAAAAGAACAGAAAGUCUUUACCUUCCUGAAGAACUCCUGCCCUCCAACCUCUGAUCUUUUGGGCUCAUCAAGCCAACUCUUCUGGGAGCCCAUGAAAGUCCAUGACAUCCGCUGGAACUUUGAGAAGUUCCUGGUGGGGCCUGAUGGAGUCCCUGUUAUGCGCUGGUUCCACCGGGCUUCAGUCAGUACAGUCAAGUCAGACAUCCUAGAGUACCUGAAGCAGUUCAAAAGCGAAUAGGAAGGGUCAGGGACCGUCAGAAGUUGCAUUCCACCUGAAAAACAUGUUUAAAGAUCUGCCUCUGCUCCACAUCCUUGCUACCCAACAUCCA